Perognathus longimembris pacificus (Pacific pocket mouse) is the source of this 741-nucleotide messenger RNA. RefSeq names its product thioesterase superfamily member 5 (gene Them5). Gene Ontology annotation, cellular component: mitochondrial matrix. Lineage: Eukaryota; Metazoa; Chordata; Mammalia; Rodentia; Heteromyidae. The record is from RefSeq and is a predicted model, not a curated record. Gene Ontology annotation, biological process: cardiolipin acyl-chain remodeling; long-chain fatty-acyl-CoA metabolic process.
AUGAUGAGAAAAGGCUUCCAGGUGGCAGCAAGCCUUGGCCACCAAAGACUCUCCAAGAUUCCCUAUCUCCUACCUAGACUCAACCUGGCGUCAGCAUCUGGACCCUCCACAGACUCCCUGGUCUCAAGAUUCUGUCUAGAGAAGACAGACGUGAAGGACUAUGCCCUUCCCAAUGGCAGCUGGGGUCCAGAAAUGUUGAGCCUAUAUCAAGAGUUUCUGGAGAAGACCAAAUCGGGCAGUUGGGUAAAAAUGCCCUCCUUCAAGUCUAACAGAGAACACAUGCAAGGGCUCAAGCUCCCAUUUGAAUUGGGAGUUACCUCAGACAAAAGUGAUGGGCGCAACUUCACCAGGUGCAUCCACGCAGAAGGACAAGGCUAUGAGUAUGUCAUCUUUUUCCAACCAUACAAGAAGAAGUCAGUCUGUCUUUUCCAACCAGGCCCCUACCUAGAGGGACCUCCAGGGUUUGCCCAUGGAGGGUCUCUGGCAGCCAUGAUAGAUGAGACCUUUUCUAAAACUGCCUACCUGGCCGGAGAGGAGCUGCUCACACUAAGCCUCAACAUCAGGUUCAAAAACUUGAUCCCUGUGGGCUCUCUGGCUGUCCUGGAUGUCCAAGUGGAAAAGAUUGAAGAUCAGAAGCUUUACAUGUCUUGCGUUGCCCAGAGCAGAGACCAGCAGACACUCUAUGCCAAAUCCUCAGGAGUUUUCCUUCAGCUGCAGUUGGAGGAGGAGUCACCGCAGUAG